AUGGUCAGAAACAUCGUUGUUCUCGGCGGUAACUCGCACCCGCAGCUUGUCGACAACAUAUGCAAUAUUCUUGGCGUCCCCCACUGCAAUCGUAUCCUGACAAAAUUCUCUGGUGGUGAGACGAGGUGCGAAAUACAAGACAGUGUCCGUGGCAAAGAUGUCUACAUUAUCCAGACGGGCUCUGGCCACGUCAACGAUCACCUAAUAGAGCUCUGCAUCAUGAUCUCGGCAUGCAAAAUUGGAUCGGCCAAGCGAAUCACGGCCGUCAUCCCUCUGUUCCCCUACUCGAGACAGCCCGACGUACCCUACAAGAAGGCCGGUGCCCCCUCAUCCAAGCUGAACCGGGCCUACACCUUUGACAGCGUCCCUCCUACGCCCGCCGCUGGCCCCUCGAAAUCAUUUGGCGAUGCCAGCAACAGGCUCAACGGGAUCGAGAGCCUGGGUGAUCGCCUAGGCUCCACUAAAAUCUCCGAGAUUCCUGACGGAGACGAGACUGAGGCCCCACUACCAAUGAACAACAUUAAUGGGUUCCAAGCGCGUCCCGGGUACAAACAAUGGAUUGCCCAAGCUGGUACCUUGGUCGCCGACCUUCUAACUUGCUCGGGUGCCGAUCAUGUUAUCUCCGUGGAAUUGCAUGAUCCGCAAUACCAGGGUUUCCUCGACUGCCCUUUCGACAACCUUUACGGAAAGCCGACGCUCCAGCGAUAUAUCAAGGAGUCGAUUCCUGAGUGGAGGGAGGCAGUUAUUGUCAGUCCUGAUGCCGGAGGUGCCAAGAGGGCCACGGCGAUUGCCGACGCCUUGUGCUUAGACUUCUCCCUCAUCCACAAGGUAAAAAUGUCCUUCGGCUGCAGUAGCACCGCUUUCCCCAAACUUACCAGUGACUCUUUGCAGGAACGACGCCCCACCAAGUUUAGCGAGCGAAGCAUCGACGACAUUGUCGACACUGCCAACACAAUCACACGCGCGGCCAAGCUCCUAAAGAAGGAGGGUGCCCUCAAGAUCUACGCUUUGUUGACCCACGGCGUAAUGAGCGGAGAUGCCCUUAGUCGCAUCAACCGGUCUCCCAUUGACAAGAUGGUUGUCACCAACUCGGUGCCCCAGGAUGAACACCGCCGACUUUGCCCCAAGCUUGAAGUACUCGAUAUCUCGCACAUUCUAGCUGAAGCUAUCCGACGCUCCCACCACGGAGAGUCGAUCAGCGUACUUUUCCAAUACUGA
Parascedosporium putredinis is the source of this 1218-nucleotide messenger RNA. NCBI's taxonomy places the organism in Eukaryota, Fungi, Ascomycota, Sordariomycetes, Microascales, Microascaceae. The record is from the annotation of a GenBank genome assembly.